Metarhizium brunneum ARSEF 3297 is the source of this 1098-nucleotide messenger RNA. RefSeq lists its product as uncharacterized. NCBI's taxonomy places the organism in Eukaryota, Fungi, Ascomycota, Sordariomycetes, Hypocreales, Clavicipitaceae. The record is from RefSeq and is a predicted model, not a curated record.
AUGAAAGUUGCUAUUACCUAUAUCGCCCUUAUCGGACUAACAUGCGCGCAGGGUCCUCCUUACAAGGAGACGCCUCCAGGGAAACAACUUCUUGAUCAAGCAAUCGCCGGCAUUCCUAAUUGGGGCGGCCCCGGAUCACUGCAAGGCAAGCCUAAUAAGAGUCCUAAGCCGCCAAUUAAGAAUAUGAUAGGGGGCCUACCAGAGCUCUUUAAGCCCAAGCCUGGUAGUUCGGACUGGAGGGAGGACACGCUCAAGGGGCCAAGAAAGAAGCCUGGCGUGGUGCGGCCGAAGAACCCGUCGCCAAACUGCCGGAAGCGUGACUUAUGCGGGCCGGGCUUGGGCAAACUGCCAACCGGAAACAAGGUUCCCACUGGAGGCGGGAUUCCUGCGGUUGGAAGCACACUGACGAAUAUAUUCGGGGGGAUCGCAGGAGGCAUCGCAGUCGGGAUAGGACUCCAGCGACUCUUUAGCGCUAUCCCCGGUGCGAGUGACAAAAUCCAAGAGGUUAUAGACGCUAUUACUCGCUGGCAGAGGGAAACCUUUGGGCCCAAAAACAUCGCCUAUCCGCUUGAUCCUGGGAAGUAUAGCAAUUGCAUUGCCGCACGGCGGCAUGACAUUCAUGCCAACCCAGAGUAUCGGAAGGAACUGAUCAUAAUCAACUGUCCCUGGGGGACAGAGCUUGAAGAUACCCCAAAAACACCGCCAGAGCCAGAAACACAACCGGAGCCGUCGCGGCAGUGCUUCGACUCGACUGGCCCUAUCCCGUGUGGAGGCGCGCAGACGGAGGUACAGCUUGAUACAGGACGUGCCGUCUGCGGAAGCUGCGGGACCUUCUGGGACCCGGAGGGCGGGAAAUGCAGGGAUAUCAAGGGGGCGCUUAUAUGGCCAUCUCUUACACCUAUAACAGAGAGGACCCCGACGCCAUCAGGGCAGUGCUCCAACUCAACUAGCUCAUUUCCCUGUGGAGGUGGACAGACGGAAGCAGAGCUCGAUAUGGGAUGGGCUGUAUGUAGAGUUUGUAGCAGUGUUGCCUGGGAUCCCGAGGGCGGCAAAUGCGUGCAAAAGGACGGCAAGCUCCUCUGGCCACGUAAAUCGUGA